UCCCCGCCCCUCGGAGCAGGCGCCCCGGCUGCCCCGGAAGUGGCUGGAGAGGCGGCGGCGGCGGGAGCGCGGAGCGGAGCCGCGGGCACCGUCCCAAUGUCCGGCUUCGUCACCAACCCGUUCGCCGACCCGGUGGACAUCAACCCCUUCCAGGAUCCCUCAGUGACCCAGCUCACAAACACCAGCCAGAGUGGCUUGGAUGAAUUCAACCCCUUCUCUGAGAGCUCCCAGCUGACAAAUGCAGCACGGACGACGCCGGCCACGCAGCCUCCUGGGCACUCGCAGCCCGCUGUUCUGCAGACAUCCCUGGAACCCACUCCCCAGGCUGUGGCCGCAGCAGCCCAGGCUGAGCUGCUCCAGCAGCAGGCAGAGUUAGAGAGGAAAGCAGCAGAGCUGGAGAAGAAGGAGAGGGAACUGCAGAGCAGUGCUGCCAGCUUUGACCCGAGGCAGAACAACUGGCCACCUCUCCCCAAGAAGUGUCCCAUCAAGCCGUGUUUUUAUCAGGAUUUCUCUGCAGACAUCCCAGCAGACUACCAGCGGAUAUGCAAGAUGUUGUAUUACUUGUGGAUGUUUCACUCGAUUACCCUGCUCCUAAACCUCCUUGCUUGCCUGGCGUGGUUCACAGUGGAUUCAGCCAGAGGAGUAGACUUUGGUCUCUCCAUCCUGUGGUUUGUUUUAUUCACCCCUUGUGCCUUUCUCUGUUGGUACCGACCGAUUUACAAGGCUUUCAGGUCUGACAGCUCCUUCAGCUUCUUCGUCUUCUUUUUCAUCUUCUUCUGCCAAAUAGCAAUCUACAUCAUCCAGGCAGUUGGAAUUCCUGGCUGGGGAGACAGCGGGUGGAUCGCGGCGCUGACGGAGCUGCCGGGGAACCUGGCUGUGACAGUCAUCAUGAUGGUGGUGGCAGGGUUCUUCACGCUCUGUGCCGUGCUCUCCCUCUUCCUCCUGAAGCAGGUGCAUUCCCUGUACCGGCGCACAGGAGCCAGUUUCCAAAGGGCCCAGGAAGAGUUUUCCCAAGGCAUCCUCACCAACAGGAGCUUCCAGACGGCCGCCAGCGGGGCAGCCUCCUCCGCUGCACGGAAUGCUUUCCGGGGGAAUUAACCCUCCUGGGAUGCCUCCUCUCCACUUCCUCUCCCAUCAUCACCCCAACCUUCAGGUUUUUUUGUUGUUUUGUUGUUGUUGUUGUUUUUUCUAAAGAUGCACUUUUUUGGGGGUGCUGUGUUAACUCUGUGACACGCCGGCUCCAGAUGAAGAAGAGGUUUGGGUUGGUUUUGGUUUUUUCCCAAGCUUCAUCUGGCUGACCUUGGUGACGAUUAGUUUCCUCUGUCUUGUUUUAGGCUGGGGGGGGAUAGGGGAGACGUUCUCUGAAGCAAAUAUAUUUCCCUACCCAGGACA
Molecule: messenger RNA, 1392 nt
Organism: Calypte anna (Anna's hummingbird)
Lineage: Eukaryota; Metazoa; Chordata; Aves; Apodiformes; Trochilidae
Gene: SCAMP2
Product: secretory carrier membrane protein 2
Exons: 9
Coding region: 97-1098 (333 amino acids)
Biological process (GO): protein transport
Cellular component (GO): recycling endosome membrane; trans-Golgi network membrane
Source: RefSeq, a predicted model, not a curated record